GGCUCAUUUUCAGCUAUCCUGAAAGGCAGCAAGUCCCAGAGCUGCUACAGAGAGACCAGACUCAGGUGCAGAAGGACCAGGAAAAUGUGGAUGCUCCCUCUUUGGCUCUGGAUUCUCUUCCCAGGCUGUGUGGCAGUGACAGGCCCCCAGACGGUGACAGGCCCUGAAGGUGGCUCGGUGUCCGUGACAUGCUGGUACAACUGGGGCUAUGAGAUGAAUGGGAAGUUCUGGUGUAGAAAAAGAUCUUCUGUCCACUGUUCUGAUGGGUUCAUCAUACGGACCAGUGGGCCAGAGGCCAAAGUGCAAAAGGGCCGCUUCUCCAUCCAGGACAACCACAGCCUGCGUGUGUUCACAGUUACCAUGGAGAACCUGACUGAGACGGAUGCUGGCACCUACCACUGCGGAGUGGUGAUUACUUUAUGGAGUGGUCCUAGGCACGCUGUGGAGGUGAUCGUGUCCCCAGUGCUUCCGACCUCAAUGCCAUCAACCAUGGAGCCCCCAGCUUCUACUGAGUCCACAACACCCAUUUUUACCUGGAGUAUUUCUACAGAGGACAAAGCCAGUAUGCCCCCUACUGUGCACAGCAUGGGCCUAAGCUCCCAGGCCAGCAACAUCCACCUCCUGCUCCUGGUCGGCCUGAAGCUGCCCGUCUUCCUGUGCAUGGUCUGCGCUGUGGUGUGGGUGAGCGUGCGCUACAGGGGCAGCUCCAACGACUAGACGCCACAGACACGGUGAGAGCCUCCGGCAUCCACCCCGUGGGCCCACACACUGCAUCGGCCUGUUCUGCACUCCCAGGGGCUCAAUCACGGCAACACCGGGAUCACACACUGCAGGGCAGCAAGGUGUUGUGCUUCCCUUGAAUCCUCCCCGGAGGGAAAGUGGCUGCUCCAGUGACACUGUCCUUUCUUCCUGGGCCCCACAGUGGUCCAGGGGUAACUGUGAAGUGAUCCCUACUGGGGCUCUGCCCAGUGGACCAUGCACCCAGUGUGGAUUGAGUACUGCUAUCCUGCCAGGUGUACGGUGGGAGCUGGAGCCAGUGCUUCACCCACUCCCAACCCUGUUUCUGGUCUGUCACUGAGGAAUAUGGCAGCUUUCUUGAGGCCGCCACCUCUGCUGCAGGGCUACAUGUGACAAAGCCUUCACCCUCUACACUUCUGGCCCACAUUUCCUAGCCAUGGUUUGGGCCAAAGUGAUGUGUAUUAGAGCUGGCCCAUUCCCUCCAGUUACCCCGGUCUCUCUCCGGUCUGUUACAGCUCAUGACCGGCCUCCUUUGUAGACCGGGGAAGGACUGGGACCACCACAAUGAUGACAUCUCCCUCCCUCUUCCCUAUGUUCAAAAUACCUUAAUGACUUCAAUAAAGUGCUC
This is a messenger RNA of Alligator sinensis (Chinese alligator), 1366 nucleotides long. Its product is annotated as CMRF35-like molecule 2. NCBI's taxonomy places the organism in Eukaryota, Metazoa, Chordata, Crocodylia, Alligatoridae. Gene Ontology annotation, molecular function: transmembrane signaling receptor activity. The record is from RefSeq and is a predicted model, not a curated record. Bases 85 to 717 code for a protein of 210 amino acids. The transcript is spliced from 4 exons. Gene Ontology annotation, cellular component: plasma membrane.